AUGCCAUUGGAAACAGAUCGAGAACCAGCGACACAGAACCAAUAAAAGAAAAACAAUCUUCAAAGAAAGCAAUGCACUCAACCAAUAAAACGAGUGAAGAAAAAAGAAAUAUUGAAGAAGAUGACCUUGAAAGUAAGGUAGAAGGGGGACGACAAGAUACCGAACAGAUACCAAAUACAGAAACUAUAUACAAGGACUCAGAAAAUCGGGAAAUGGAAGAAACGUCUCAAGCAUGUACAAAUACGUCAGAUAAGGACAGAACUGAUGAAGAAGAGAAACUUGGGGAGCCAGCAAAUUUACAAAGAUCGGACUCCAGUGGAAGUGAAGAAGCUGUUUGGUGCCCACCUACUUUUAUGAACAACACGAAUAACGAUGAGGGAAGUGAAUAUAACUUAAGAAAUAACAUACCAACUAAAGAUAAAGAUGUUUUACACAAAGACAGCAAAGAGUUAGAAGAAUCCGCUCCAAAAGAAAUCGCAAAACCUGAAGCACCGACACAGACUCCCUUAUCUGUAAGUAAUGUUGAGACCGAAGAGAACGAAAAGAAAGAAGAGACAAAAAUUGACUCUGAAAUGAACGUUGCAGCGAAUGAUCAGAAAGAUAGUGAAAGUAACAAUCAAAAAGUGAAUAUAUAUGAAAGAGUAUGUGAGUCAAAAGAAAACACAAAAAAAGAAAUACCUACAGAAGAUAACGAAAACGAUAAGGAACUUAAACCAAAUGAUGAGGAUGUAUACAAAGAAAGCAAUAAAUCCGAAAAAUCUGAUCAAAAUGAGUCGCAACAAUUUCCCGCAAAACGAAACGAAAAUGUGAUUAAUGUGACUAAUGAAAAAGAUAUCAAAGAACCAAGCACUCCAAACCAAUCUGAAAAUAAAACAACUGAGGAUGAAGACUCACAAAAUGGUACCCAUGCCACUGAUGAUCAGGAUGAACAGAUGCCUACAGGUCCAACUAAAAUAACCCUGUCAUCGCCAAAAAAAGAAGAAUUGUCCUCAAAGGUUGAAGUGAAUUUUUUUGCCAUAGCUUCAAGCUCAUUUUGGAAAAGAGAGAAAGAUAAAAAACAGAAACGCCUGAAAAAUAAUGUUUACCUGAAAAUUAUGGACAAACAGGAAUGGAAAUACUGGAUGACUGAAGUUAUUGGGGAAACGGGUAAAUGCCCUGUUCUGAAAAUGAAAUUCAAAAUUGAGAGAUCAAAGUGUCAAACACUUCAAUACCAGUAUGUGGUUAAAGGACCCAAAGGGGAGGAGGAACAGGAAUAUAUUUACAAUUACAACAAACAUGACAGACAAAGUCCGUUUAGAUCAAUGGGAUUACAAAAUUGUGGUAAAGUUAUAUUGCUUAUUAUGCCUCCGUAA
Molecule: messenger RNA, 1352 nt
Organism: Saccostrea cuccullata (small rock oyster)
Lineage: Eukaryota; Metazoa; Mollusca; Bivalvia; Ostreida; Ostreidae
Product: glutamic acid-rich protein-like
Exons: 6
Source: RefSeq, a predicted model, not a curated record